CCGAUCUCAAAAGGUCAGCGGAGGCGCAGGAUUCAAGAUGGCGGCUGUUUUGUGCGGUAGAGCUUUGGCCAAGUCUUUUGGCGUUUUUGAAGCAAGGGAGGUGAUGUGUUGUCUCGUGGGUAGUCGAAAUAUAAAGAUUGGCUCAAGCUUGCAAGGAUCAAGCACAGAAGAAUUCCAGGUGGAUCCAGAAAGACUGAAGCAGAUAGAAGACUCUCCCAGUGGGUGGGUGCCUCCCUCAGAAAAUACCCCUGUCCUUCCAUUCUCCAUAAGAAGAUCACGACUUAAUAACAUCCCAGUUUACACAGACAUCAAAGCUGGAGGGACCCGACAGCUUACAGUGAUCAGAAAAGUCAAGGGAGAUUUAGAGGCUCUUGAAAAACUUCUAAGGUCCAGGCUUGGAGAUGAUCUUGUUGUUCAGAGAAAUGAGCUUACUGGUCAAGUUAAAAUCAAAGGAAAUCAUAAAGACAGAGUUGUGACUAUAUUGAAAGAAGUGGGGUUUUAAAAGACAAAUUCAAAAGCUUCUUCAACUAUAAGGCCCCAACAUGAAGAACAGACUAGCAUCAAACAGUAAGAUCCUGAGUAACAUUUGUAUAAUAUAAAGACUUUUACACCUUUUCUGUUUUGCAACUCUUAAUUACAAAUUUGGUAAACAACAUUUGGGGCUACAUACAGAUCCUUUUAGUUCAAUUUCUUUCAUCUGCAGCAUACAAUCUUGUACAUAUAAAAGAAAAUAAAGCUCUCUAGUAAAUUACCUUGUGGGCUAAAAAGAGUUUUCAGAAUAUUGUCAAUUUAUACGACCUAUGUUAGUUUUAGAAAUAAACUAAGAAAUAAUUUGUUUCACAUGGGAUAAAUAAACAAAUAAAUAUUUUUUAUGGA
Nematostella vectensis (starlet sea anemone) is the source of this 876-nucleotide messenger RNA. Its product is annotated as 39S ribosomal protein L49, mitochondrial. The coding region runs from base 38 to 502 and encodes 154 amino acids. Gene Ontology annotation, biological process: translation. The record is from RefSeq and is a predicted model, not a curated record. Lineage: Eukaryota; Metazoa; Cnidaria; Anthozoa; Actiniaria; Edwardsiidae. The transcript has 4 exons. Gene Ontology annotation, molecular function: structural constituent of ribosome. Gene Ontology annotation, cellular component: mitochondrial large ribosomal subunit; ribosome.